This is a messenger RNA of Pogonomyrmex barbatus (red harvester ant), 638 nucleotides long. RefSeq names its product protein cornichon (gene cni). Lineage: Eukaryota; Metazoa; Arthropoda; Insecta; Hymenoptera; Formicidae. Gene Ontology annotation, biological process: vesicle-mediated transport. The record is from RefSeq and is a predicted model, not a curated record.
AUCAGAUUCAUUGUGAUUCGGCGGUGGCUUUUGUCUACAUGCAGAAUGGCGUUCAACUUGGCUGUAUUUUCGUAUAUCGUAGCGUUGAUCGGCGACGCGUUCCUAAUAUUUUUCGCGAUAUUUCAUGUAAUCACGUUUGAUGAAUUAAAGACUGGAUACAAAAAUCCUAUCGAUCAAUGUAAUAAUUUAAAUCCGCUUGUUCUACCAGAGUACAUAUUGCACAUUGUGAUUAAUGUUUUAUUUUUGAUUGGUGAACAAUACUUUUCACUAUUUAUCAACAUCCCGUUGAUAGCCUAUCAUGUAUGGCGGUACAUGAAUAGGCCUCUGAUGACGGAAUCAGGCUUGUAUGAUCCUACAAGUAUAAUGAACGCUUACGAUUUAUCUAUGUACCAUAGAGAAGGAUGGAUCAAACUAGCAUUUUAUCUUCUUUCAUUUUUCUAUUACCUGUAUGGAAUGAUCAGCUCAUUGAUCAAUUGAAAUUGAUGAUCAUCAAAAUCUAGAAGAUCUAAAAGAUUUUCCAUUUACUUCGCACAACUAUGGUACAAUGGUUGCUCAUGUUGAAAAUACAAGUGGCAUUUCAUCUAAUUUAAUAUAAUGGGAGUUUUGUAAUAACAACGGGAGAAACAUUCUCUGAUCCU